Molecule: messenger RNA, 2540 nt
Organism: Scomber scombrus (Atlantic mackerel)
Lineage: Eukaryota; Metazoa; Chordata; Actinopteri; Scombriformes; Scombridae
Product: solute carrier family 35 member E2A-like
Exons: 11
Coding region: 427-1593 (388 amino acids)
Cellular component (GO): Golgi apparatus
Molecular function (GO): antiporter activity
Source: RefSeq, a predicted model, not a curated record
AAAUAAAUGAAGAGAUGAAGUUGCUGACCUUAUCUCGUCCAUUUCCUCUUGGACAACACUGUUGGAGCUUUCGCUUACAUUCUUACGACCCUUCAGUAACAAUUUUCUUCUUUCCUGUUUGGCUGCUUGAAGACAGUGCUGCCCCCCCGAGGAGCACACACACAUUUAGCCUGUGGAUAGAUGUCAUGGCGCUCCGCUGUCUCGGUGGACGGCUCGGUUUGUUUUUUCGGUGCAUACUGCAACGUCGAGAUUGACUGCAAGGUGGGACGUUAAUACUUUAAACAUUCCCAGCAGCUACUGCAAGACUGAUCCAUCACUUGACCGAUGAGAAGAUGGACUAAUCAUCAAAACUCUCAUUGAGACCCCACACCUCCCUUUUUUUAUCCCUCCUGUUGGGCCCCUGGGGCCCCUCAGGCAAAAGGGGUAAUGUGGGGCGGUAGGCAGUCUGCCAGGCAAGCGCUGUGGCGCUUCCUGUCACCUUUCCGUGCUGUUAAGGAGCGAGUGGUCCUGGCCCGCAGCGAUAGCCUGCCAGAGGAGCAGGUGCUGAAGAUCACAGUGACAGAGACCACCGUGAUUGAGGCUGAGUCGGGGGUGUGGAACUGGCGAUCCCUGACCUACCUGGGCCUCUGGUACUUCUUUAGUUUCUGCACCCUGUUCCUCAACAAAUACAUCCUGUCACUGUUGGAGGGGGAGCCCAGCAUGCUGGGUGCAAUUCAGAUGCUCUCCACCACCGUCAUCGGCUUCCUUAAGAUGUUUGUGCCCUGCUGCCUUUACCAGCACAAGUCCAGGACCGAGUAUCCCUCCAACUUCAUCAUGAUCAUGCUGUUUGUUGGACUCAUGAGGUUCACCACGGUGGUUCUGGGCUUGGUGAGCCUGAAGAAUGUGGCCGUGUCAUUUGCAGAGACGGUGAAGAGCUCAGCGCCCAUCUUUACCGUCAUCAUGUCCAGGCUGAUCCUCGGGGAGUACACAGGGCUGUGGGUGAAUCUCUCCCUGUUCCCCAUUAUGGUAGGCCUGGCCCUCUGCACAGCCACAGAGAUCAGCUUCAACAUGCUCGGCUUCUCUGCCGCUCUCUCCACCAACAUCAUGGACUGUUUACAGAACGUAUUCUCUAAAAAAUUGUUAAGUGGAGACACGUACAAGUUCAGCCCUCCAGAACUGCAGUUUUACACCAGUGCCGCAGCAGUCAUCAUGCUCAUACCUGCCUGGGUGUUCCUCUUGGACAUCCCAUUGAUCGGGAAGAGUGGACGGAGCUUCAACUUCAGUCAGGAUAUUGUCUUGCUGCUGCUUUUCGAUGGAGCCCUCUUCCACCUGCAGAGUGUCACUGCCUACGCUCUCAUGGGGCGGAUUUCCCCUGUUACUUUCAGUGUUGCCAGUACUGUCAAGCACGCCCUGUCGGUGUGGUUGAGCAUAAUCGUGUUCAGUAACCACAUCACCCUGCUCAGCGCCACCGGCACCAUCUUCGUGUUUUUCGGAGUCUUCUUUUACAACAAAGCCAGACAGUUCCAGAGGCAAACCUUACAGGCCAUGGCUGCUGAGCAGAACCACAAACCACUACUGCAGGACCAGAACUUCCAAGCCUCGCAGUCUCAUUGAGGACCCACCACUUAAAACUAAAUAUGCUGCCUAAAAUGGGAUCAAGGUAUUCAAGAUGAUGUUGGAUGAUUUGUUUGUUCAUCAGUGUGCACACAAUCCAAUUAUAGAGGACCCACUUCUGUUUUUGUUCCAGGUUUCACUUAGUGUCAUGUCUUCUAUCUGAAGGUAAACUUAAGUGACUGGUUUAAAAAAGGUCAUGAUCUGUUUGACCGAGCCGUCACUAGUCCUGUGGAACAGUAUACACAGUAACCUGAUUAGCUACUUAAACUUGAUUCAUCCUUGAUCUUUUUGCUUUAUCUAAUACCUGUCAGAAAAAAAGGGAAGCUCAGGGUUGCCUUCAGCUCUUUGAAGGAAGUGAUUUCUGUAAGCAUUUUGUCUUACAUUUGCAUUCCAGAGUGUGCUCGUUUAUCUCAUCUGUGGUACAGCAGCUGCUGAAUGUAUGCUAUUGUGUAUAUCUGUAAAUCCUUGAAGUUAAAGAUUUAAAAUGUGUGGUGGUUUAACCUACACUGUAUCAUACAAUGUAAAAUGAAUCAUAAUUGCAUCUGAAUAUAAGAUGUGUAUGGGGCACCAAUGUCUGAGAUGGGAGGCCUUUUGAAGCCAAAGCUUUGACUGACCAUUUACACUUUUUUAAAACAAUGUAUGGAACAUUUGAAGAAACCACAUACUGCAUUCUAGGAAUGCUAAUCCUCUAUCAUGAACUGUUUUUGUGGGUGUAUGUAGGGUUUACUGUAAAUUUAGUUUAUUUCCCUAUUUGUAAACUGACUCUUCCACCCUGAACAGGAAAAAAGGGGCUUAAAGACCAAAUGGAUGAUUGUCCUGUGUUUGUAACACAUUCAUAGUCUUAAAGAAAAAUUGUUUAUUACAACUUGGGUUUUGUUUUGCAGGUCAGACAAUCAAUAUCCCCCCAAGUUAGUUAAAGUUUUUGGAAGAAAAGCACGUCAAUUACA